Molecule: messenger RNA, 2731 nt
Organism: Phycodurus eques (leafy seadragon)
Lineage: Eukaryota; Metazoa; Chordata; Actinopteri; Syngnathiformes; Syngnathidae
Product: gastrula zinc finger protein XlCGF8.2DB-like
Exons: 2
Coding region: 259-1464 (401 amino acids)
Source: RefSeq, a predicted model, not a curated record
CAAGCUUUCUUGACUUGUCUGCCAGCAGCAGAAAGCAAACGCGAGACGGCGUUUAUAGUCCGUUUCGUUGUGGUCGCAAAUCUGUUUGGUCGCUAUUCCGUACGGAUUUCUGUCAAUGUCACCAACUACUUUUGGACCCUAAUCAACUCAUUUAGGUGCAUUUUUAAAAAUGUUUCCCUAGCUAGCUAAGGUUAGCUUAGCUCGCAAGCUGCUACAAAAGCGACGCGUUUGUUAUCACCACAUCACUCGCGUGUGAAAAUGUGUAAAGUAGAAAUGCUGAGAGCGUUGCUGAACGCGCGACUAAGUGCGGCCAUCGAAGAAGUAUUUGGAGUUUUUGCAAGAACGAUAGCAGAGUACGAGGAGGAACUUUGUCGGACAAAAAAGGAGAACGAGCGACAACGUCAACUACUGGACACCGUUUUCAGGCCUCAAGAUGAAGCACACAGAGCAGACGUCAGUGACGAUGAUCUUCCUCUUGAGCAGCAGGAGUGUAACUCCAGGGUGGAGCAGCAGGAGCCAGAGCCCCCCCGAUAUGAAGGGGAAGAGGAGGAGGCAGAUCCCUUCUGCAUUAAAGAGGAAGAGGAGAGAGGAGAGCAUCUUCAACUGCUGGACUUGCCAUUUGCUCGUGUCAUUGUGAAGAGUGAAUAUGAUGAAGACAAAAGUCAGAGUGAGGAGUACAGAGGGGCGGAGCCUCCGAGCAGCAGCUCAAGUCAACAGGUGACAACAGAAGGUGAUGGAGUCCACUGUGAAGGAUCACGAGCGGACAGCCGCUUUGCUCCACUAUCACACUCUCACUCACCAGACACUGAUGAUGAACACUCUAAAGGUGAUACGACAUGUCACACUGGCAACACACACUGGAAAUGUUCUCAAUGUGACAAAAUGUUUGGUACGAAGUAUACUUUGAGAGUGCACAUGAUGAUUCACACUGGAGAUAAACCAUUCAUGUGUUCAGUUUGUGGUAAAAGGUUCUCUCAGAAGGCACACUUAACGACACACACCAGAAUACACACUGGAGACAAACCCUAUUCUUGCUCAGUCUGCAACAAAAGUUUCAUUGAUUAUUCAGCAAUGGUUAAACACACUCGGAUACACACUGGAGAGAAACCGUUUGCAUGUUCAGUCUGCAACUUAAGUUUCAGUGAUCGCUCCAAUUUGGGUAAACACAUGAGAAGACACACUGGAGAGAAACCUUUUGCGUGCUCACUUUGUGGUAAAAGAUUCUCUAUAAAGGGACAUUUAAUAACACACACAAGAACACACACUGGAGAGAAACCUUUUACCUGUGCCAUCUGCAAUUUAAAUUUCAGCGAUCGCUCGGGAUUGGUUCAACACAUGAGAACACACACUGGGGAGAAACGCUUCUCUUGCUCCAUUUGUGGUAAGCAAUUCUCUCAAAGGGCGCCUUUUACAAAACACAUACAAUUACAUUCUGCUGACAAACCCUUCAGUUGCAAUGUGUGAUCAAAGGUUCUGUGAUAAGUGCCAACUUAAGUGUGCUGGUGAGAAGAACAACGACGCUUUAAGAAGAACUUUUGACUUUGUGUGGUAAGCUGUAAAAGUAUAUACUCUAAAUGUGUCCCACACAGUGAUGGUGCCCAGUAUCUUUGUCACGCUGUUGUUUUGGUUAGCAACAGUUCAAAUGUUCAAACAGUUCAAAUGUUCUUUAACAUCUGCACGUGAGGGUUAGGGAAAUAGGAACCGAGCCUGCCGCGAAGAGCAAAAACUGAGCUGUUGACGAGCCCCUAAAAGUGUUUACAAUUGCCUAUACUAAUUGUCUAAAGUAUCAUAAAUAUACCACACACUGAUCCCAGAACACUUGAAUAUAAGUACAGUAUAAAUUCCUGUGUGUCAUCCUGGAAUACUUGAGUGAUAAGAGGGAGAUACUUUAUAUAUAUAUAUAUAUAUAUGUAGAAAUCUGAACAAACACAAAACAAACACAAUUUAAAUUUGUGCCCUGAGGUCAGGUACAAUUUUGAAAGCGAAUACUGUAGUUCAAACGCUAGCAUGCUAGUUUGAACGUGCACAAUUUAAGACUUGCCAUCGGCUUGCGGCCGAAAUCUAAAAUGGUUCGAAAAGGCAAGCCUAACUCGCAAAUAAACCAGUCACAAAGCCUUUGAAAACUAGCAAAUAAAACUCUCUGGGGGAUGACUAAAUUACUUUAAUUGGAAUAUUAUUCAUAGAUAAACAAAAACAAUCCCCUCUUGGUCGAAUUUCCUCACUCUAUAUCCCUCGCCUCACUUGUGUGGUGAAUUGUGUGCGUUAUCCAAGUCCCCUAUCCUUACAUGGUCCUCACGUGUAAUGUCAUCCUGCAACUUCGCUCUGAAGUUGUAAAUAUCUCUCUGAAGGGAAGACGGGCCUCACCCAAUCCGAACUGCUACAACAUUUUUUCACACAAAUGUUAUGCAUACAUAGAAUUGUUUAUGCAAGGUGGACCUCUAAACCGAGAAACCAGAUGCGUCCCUUCUCACAAACCUGAACCGGUUCGGCAAAACGACUGGAAAACAAUACUUUUCCCAUAUGCAACACUUGCCAAUAGAAUGAAAAUGAAUUGUACGUACAAUUUUUUAAAUUCUGUUAAUCCGAGCUCAGGUGACUCAGGGAGAUGGCAAGGAAAGAGAAAAGAGUGCAAAUGUGAAGAAGGAGGGAGCAAAUAUCAAAGCUCUAAUAACAUCAAAGUUAUUGAACUACACUGCUCAAUAUUGUAAAAGAUGACAGACAAGUGUUUAAA